UUGAUCCUUCAUCGGAAUUGAACCCCUAGAUUCGAACCCUAAUAACUUGCAAAACCCAAAAUAAUACAAAACCGUCGUUGUUGAACUUCAGGGUAACUGUCAUAGUUAUCUUCAGGUGUUCGAUGAUUCAAAUGCCAUUGUAAUAAUCGCUUGCCUGCCUCCUGUAAUUCGUUAUCGCGAUCAGUUUGUGCAUAGAAACCAGAUAUGUCGAUGUCUUACUUACAGUCUCUUCCUUCUCCUUCUGUUAGUAUGAAGCUCCAGAUCAGUUUUUUCUUUUCCCUUUUUACAGCUUUCCUCUAUCAAACAGGCAUCGUUGGUUCUGUGGUUGUACCUGCAACCAGUUGCUAUGCUCUUGACAAUUCUAGCCACAUUCAUGAUUUUAGUAGCUGGUUUGGACACCCUAUUGAGUAUGAUGGAGUGGAUACUGAUUAUGCAAUUCGAUUCUGUAAAGAUGUGGAAACAAGAUCACAACCGGGGUAUGUUGCUUUUGGCAGAUUUGAUGACUUCAAUUAUUUUGUUGCUGGUUCAGGACGUUAUGAUUUUGUUCAAGAAUUUUAUAAUGGUGAUCUUCAACACUGUGAAAUAAGUCUUGACAAAAGGGGGCGUACAGCUCAAGUAAACAUCAUAUGUGGUGAUUGCCCAAAUGGGCGUUGCAAAGGUGGACUUGAAUGUGUAUGCAAUGUGACACUUGAGUCAGAUUGCAGAAUUAUUGUUGAACUUGCAAUUCCAUGUGAGAAACCAGGUUUACGAGUGUUUGAAGGAUUCACAGUGGGUCUUCAUCCAAGAUCAUGGGAAAUUGUUUACAAUGGCAUGACUCAAAUCGGUUACGAAAAGGCUUAUAAGGAUUACAGGUUUGAUACAGACCAGAGUGAUGUAUCACUCUAUAUGACAGCAAUUGCAUCCCUUUCACAUUUAGUAAAAAAACCAUCCAUAAAGGUUUCUCCAGAGACCGGUUUGGAGGUUACUUUGUCUGGUUCAGGGGCAACCGGGACUCCACCUACAACUUUGUCUCCAACAUUGUUGAACAUCGAUUGGAGAUGUGAAAAAACCAGUGAGAAUCCGUAUGAGGUUGAAAUAACUAUCCCAGUGGAGGGUUAUGAUCCCAUUCAGUUUACUCUUACAAAAAUGUGCGAAUCUAGGCAAAAUAAAGGAGGGGAUUCUACUAAAGGAUGGGCUCUAUUUGGAAUUUUUUCCUGCGUAUUCUUUGUCAUUUCAAUACUAUUCUGCUGUGGUGGCUUUGUUUACAAGACUCGAGUACAAAAACAGCAUGGGAUUGAUGCAUUGCCGGGAAUGACAAUUUUAUCUGCAUGUUUGGAGACUGUGAGUGGUGUUGGAGGGGGGUCAGGGUCAGGGUCAGGGUACCUAAGGGUGGAUGAUCCUAAUGAUGUUUUUACAAGUCAAGCUUCAUGGACACGUGAGCCUACUGAAGUGGCUUCAGGAUCUUCAAGAACAAGUGAGAGAAAAUAUGGGACGUAAUUACCCUUUUGGCCUAUUCUUGUUAACUUCAAGUGAUAUACAAGGGAAGGCGUUUCUUUUUCCUAUUAUGCCCUCCAACCAGAUUCUAGUGUUCCCCACGGGAGUACAAGCAUUGGAUCUAAGUGUUUCUUGACUGUAUUUGUUGUGACAAAAUUACAUUUACAUUGUUUGGGAAUAAUCCUAUGUGGGAUCAUGUUCAUGGAGUUUGAACUUAUAGAGUUAUAGUGCUUUAUGUUGUUUACAUAUCAAAGAAGCAAGCAUGUUUCGAGCUUUA
Lactuca sativa (garden lettuce) is the source of this 1750-nucleotide messenger RNA. RefSeq names its product G-protein coupled receptor. Lineage: Eukaryota; Viridiplantae; Streptophyta; Magnoliopsida; Asterales; Asteraceae. The record is from RefSeq and is a predicted model, not a curated record.